GCUGGGCAGCGGCCGCAGCAGCGCCGGGAGGAGGAGCGGCACGUUGUGGAGGCGAAGCCAACGAAGCGAACGAAGGCAGGCGGAGCGGGAGAGGAGGAGGCGGCCGGAGCUGGGGCCGCUGCGGCAAAUUCUGUGGGAGGGGGUGGAAUCCGUCGAGGCGAUUCCAAGUUGCGAGCGCUGGGUAGGCCCCGCGGAGCAUGGCAAGCGAAAAGCGGCCCGGAAUGUGCAGCGCGACGCGAUGCUACACGAAGCUGAUGGUUUGCGCGCGGUCGCGCAGCGCUGAUUGCUGUCGCUGCUGCUGCUGCGAGUGCGAGUGACGAGGGGCGAGAGGACCGCGGAGCUGCACGAGUGCGGAAUUUCUAUUUUCUGCUCUGGGCUCCUGGACCCGUGGAGGCGACCAGGAAGCAUUUGCAGGCGCUAGAAAUUGUUGGACGAUUGAGCAAUGCGGAGUGUUUUCGAGCUGGAGAGUCGUGGGUGGUGACGAGGAGGUGAGUUGAGGCAGGCGUCAGCGAGGGAGCGAGCGAGGGAGGUGGCGGUGGGCGAGAUAGAGUAAGAGAGUGAGUGAGGGAGAGAGAGGGUAAAGGAGCGGAGAGCAGGGAAGCGAAGCUCGGGUUUUCUUCGAGAGCGAGUGAACGAAGCAUGAGGAGACGCUGCUGCGGCCGCUGCUGCUGUGGACGUGGGAGGACUGGAGUCAGGAAUUGGUAGCACCUUGAAGAUUGCGAAAGCAGAGGCAGACAUUUCGAGCUUUCAUGGUGUGGAGAAGAAAUGGUUUCUUCAGUGUUCCUGACGAAAGUUGUGGCGGCGACGGUAGCAGCAGCGGAUGCGAGGCGUUUACGGUUGGGAUAUGCAGACACAAUCUUUGGGAGCUUAGGAGGAGGUGGUGGAAUAGUGGUUUUUGUUACGAAAAAAUGAGAGUCAGGCGCAGGUUAGGCAUUUGAUUGUGCCUCCAUCCUCCGUCUGUUCGGUGCGGGUUCUUCGCCUCAGCGUUUAGCGAGGUGUUUGUUGUUCUUGGGGCGAGGAACAAACAGGGCAGGGAGGGAAUGCCACAGAAGGAGGCGCAAUCGGGUAAUGGGAGGAGCUACAGCGUAUGCUCUUGGCCUGAUCUUGGUAUGCCUUUGCAGCCUUGUAGGAAAUGGUAGUAGGGUAUUAGCUCAGGAUGCAGUCCCCGCUGCAGGAUCCCUGCAGACAGACUUGUCUGCUCUCUCAGCAUUCCAGAGAUCGGUGACUGAUAAGAAUGGCGCCCUCGUCAGCUGGAAUAGCAAUAACAUCUCUGCCCCGUGUAAUUGGAGGGGCAUCAGCUGCACGCGUGGGAGAGUCUCGGAAGUUGAGCUCCCUGCACUCGGUCUUAGUGGGCCAUUACCAGAUGAGCUCGGCCUCCUGGGAGAUCUUCGCAGACUCAGUUUGCACUCGAACCAUUUCAGUGGUCGGAUUCCAUCGUCAUUGAGCAAUCUCACCAAUUUACGUGCCCUGUAUCUGCACGAAAACGCGCUGACCGGUACGAUCCCUUUGGAGCUCGGUAAUCUUCGGAAUCUGCAGGUCUUGAAUCUUGCGAGCAAUGGACUCGUCGGCAUCAUUCCAAGUCAGAUUGGAAACCUUAUAUCGCUUCGGUCUCUCGAUCUCUCGUUCAAUGCCUUGUAUGGGGACCUACCAAGUUCUCUGGGCGCUUGUGCGAAUUUGACAGUGAUGUUCAUGACCGAGAAUGGUUUGACCGGACCCAUUCCUAAAGAGUACGGCUCUCUCGAAAGUCUGCAAACACUGGGUCUGAGCAGCAACAACCUGUCAGGUUUUUUACCUACGGAGCUGGGCAACCUUCAAACUUUGCAGGUGCUGGAUCUCAGCAGCAAUGGACUACAGGGUUCCAUCCCCGUAUCUUUGUGGACCCUAAGCAACCUCCAGUAUUUGGAUAUUCACUCCAACAAAUUAACGGGGAGUCUUCCGAACGAUGUGGGCAACUUACUUUCACUUCAGAAGCUGAAUCUGGAUGACAAUCUCCUGUCUGGUGAUAUACCUGACGUUUUCGAUCGUCUGAAGCAACUCCAGGAGUGGAAUGUCACAGGUAAUCAAUUUUCCGGAGGGAUACCUGCGUCUCUCAGCGGAAGCACAGGGUUACGGACAUUAAGAUUGGACCGCAACCAGCUCUCCGGCAUUAUUCCAACAUCUCUGAACCAGCUCACCCAGUUGGAGGUGCUCACGGUGUCCAAUAACUUCCUCUCCGGUCCCAUCCCUUCAACCAUCACGGGACUUACUAAUCUUAGGUCGCUUGAUCUCAGUCACAACAACUUGACGGGGACGAUACCAUCGGGGAUAGGUUCUUUAAGUGGGUUAACCUCCAUUUCUUUAGCCGCCAACAAUCUCGAUGGAGGAAUUCCUCAAGAGUUUUCUCAACUUUCGAAUUUGCAAGUUUUAGAUCUUCACUCGAACAGCUUCACGGGAGUCAUUUGGCCAUCCUUGGGUUCUCUUCAGCAGUUGCAGGUCUUGGAUCUCAGUUCGAACGGUCUUUCUGGAUCCAUUCCUCCGGAGCUGGGAAAGUGUACAAAUUUACAGACGUUGCAGCUCGGAAAUCAAUUCCUGACAGGAGUUCUUCCCAGCAGCCUUGCGACGCUCAGCAAUUUGCAGAUCCUCAACAUCUCCACCAACUAUUUGAACGGCAGCAUACCUCCAGGUUUAGGUUCCCUGUCGGGUCUUCAUACGCUUGAUCUCCAUGAGAACACGCUGGAAGGCAAUAUACCGGCGGAGUUGGGUUCCCUUCAGCAGGUGAAGUUUCUUUCUCUUGCCGAUAAUCUUUUGAUCGGAGAGAUUCCCAUGGAGUUCGGUAACCUAUACAAUGUCCAGGUGCUCGACCUGAGCAAGAACCAACUUGUAGGAAAUGUGACUUCGGAGCUGUGGAGAUGUUCGAGCAUCGUCACCCUCGACCUUGACGACAAUCAACUAGUGGGUCCAAUUCCACCCGGCAUCUCCCAGCUGCAGAAUUUAGAGGGUCUGUAUCUUCAAAUGAAUGAUUUGGGUGGCGAGAUUCCAUCUGAAUUGGGAAAUGUGACUACUUUGACUUCACUCGAUCUCUCCCAGAACAAUUUUAGCGGCGGAAUCCCCGUUACAUUGGGGGGUUUGAUUGACUUGCAGAUGUUGAACUUGUCAGACAACCAGCUGAAGGGAUCCAUUCCUCCUGAGCUUGCCAGCAGGUUCAAUGCUAGUUCGUUCCAAGGAAACCCAUCGUUGUGUGGCAGGCCUUUAGAAAAUUCCGGCCUCUGUCCUUCAAGUGACAGCAAUUCUGCACCAAGUCCAUCGAAUAAGGACGGCGGUGGUGGUCUCGGCACGGGUGCCAUAGUGGGCAUUGCUGUGGGUUGCGGAGGGAUCGGACUAAUUCUCUUGGCAAUUUAUGCGCUGGGAGUGGUCUUCUUCAUCAGGGGCGACAGGAGGCAAGAAAGCGAAGCGGUUCCAUUCGGCGACCACAAGCUGAUCAUGUUCCAAAGUCCGAUCACCUUCGCGAAUGUGUUGGAAGCCACGGGUCAGUUCGACGAAGAGCACGUGCUCAACAGAACGCGAUACGGGAUCGUGUUCAAGGCAUUUUUACAGGACGGAUCGGUGCUUUCCGUGAGGAGACUGCCGGAUGGGGUCGUGGAAGAGAACCUCUUCAGACACGAAGCGGAGGCUUUAGGAAGAGUCAAACACCGCAAUCUGACUGUGUUGCGCGGUUACUACGUCAGCGGGGAUGUCAAGCUUCUGAUCUACGACUACAUGCCAAAUGGAAACCUCGCCGCCCUCUUACAGGAAGCGUCUCAUCAAGAUGGGCAUGUUUUAAACUGGCCCAUGAGACACUUGAUAGCACUCGGAGUCGCCCGAGGACUGUCUUUCCUGCACACUCAGUGCACCCCCGCGAUCAUUCACGGAGAUGUCAAACCUAGCAAUGUACAGUUCGACGCAGAUUUUGAAGCACAUUUAUCAGAUUUCGGCCUCGAUAGGUUGGCCGUCACGCCCUUGGACCCUUCUUCCUCGUCCACUGCUGUGGGUUCUCUGGGCUAUGUCUCGCCUGAAGCCGUCGUAUCGGGGCAAGUGACCCGCGAAUCCGAUGUCUACGGUUUCGGCAUUGUGUUACUAGAGCUCCUGACCGGCAGAAGGCCGGUGGUAUUCACACAGGACGAGGAUAUUGUAAAGUGGGUGAAGCGGCAGCUGCAGAGUGGACAGAUCCAAGAGCUCUUCGACCCCAGCCUGCUGGAGCUGGACCCGGAAUCAUCCGAGUGGGAGGAGUUUUUGCUUGCCGUCAAAGUGGCUCUGCUGUGCACGGCUCCCGACCCCUUAGAUCGACCUUCCAUGACGGAAGUGGUGUUCAUGCUCGAGGGUUGUAGGGUCGGCCCCGAUGUACCGACGUCCUCAUCUGAUCCCACAUCCCGCACUUCGCCAGCAUAACGGAUCACGUAGUCGCUCUUGACCAUGCACAUUUUGCAAACACGAACAGCCCCCACAUUUCGGCCUGUCUUGUCUCCUCUUCGUGGGUCCGCCCGACCGUGCAGUCAUCAUCCGAACUGCGACUGAAGCACGGAAGGUGAGGGUAAGGAGGAAGUCAGCGGUGUGUGGUUACAGUAGUGGUGACUCGGAUGUGACCUAUCCAAUUUGUGUACACCGCAACACAGGGCUGUUUUUGUCCCCGGCCUAGAUUUCUCCGUACAUGGUACCGAAGAUCAGAUCAUUGUAAGUGCGAUGAAGCUAGCUGCCCAUUGUUGUUAGAAAGAGCCAAUUUUUUCCUGAAUAAACUUAUCGAUUUUUUGCACGCAAUGUGCUCACUACAUA
This is a messenger RNA of Marchantia polymorpha subsp. ruderalis, 4785 nucleotides long. The record is from the annotation of a GenBank genome assembly. Lineage: Eukaryota; Viridiplantae; Streptophyta; Marchantiopsida; Marchantiales; Marchantiaceae.